CCGGUGGAAGCGAUCGCAGACAGACGGUCAAGAUGGACGACACAGACUUUUCGCUCUUCGGCGACAAGAAGAAGCACAAGAAGGACAAGGCCGAUGCCACUUUGGUGGCCAAGACGCCCACCUCGGAGCUGGACUUGAAAAGAGUCAUCAUCUCACGGCCCACCACUGACGACACCUACGAGAAUUGCCCCCGAGCGGGCAUCGCCCUGAUCCUCAACCACCGGGACGUCAAAGGUCAGAAGGCGCGUGUGGGCACCGAGCGGGAUCGGGACGACAUGAAGCUCACGCUCCAGGGUUUCGGCUUCGAUGUGAGGCCCUAUGACGAUCUGACCUUCUCCGACAUCAACGACUUGCUGAAGGAGGUGGCGCUCGAGGAUCACAGCCAGAAUGAUUGCUUCGUCCUGGUGGUCAUGUCCCACGGCACGGAGGGCAAGGUCUAUGCCAAGGACAUGGCCUAUCCUGUGGAGCGUCUGUGGAACCCCUUUCUCGGCGACAAAUGCAAAACUCUGAAGAACAAGCCGAAGCUUUUCUUCAUCCAGGCAUGCCGCGGCGAGAACCUGGAGAAGGCCGUGGAGUUUUCCAGUUUUGCGGUGAUGACCCGGGAGCUUGUUCCCCAAUCGGUGGCCCCUGUUGCCCAGCCCAUCACCUACGCCAUUCCGAGUACAGCGGACAUGCUCGUCUUCUACUCCACCUUCGACAAAUUCUUCUCGUUCCGCAAUGUGGACGAUGGCUCCUGGUUCAUCCAGAGCCUGUGUCGCGUCCUGGACGUGGCGGCCAGCAACGAGGCCAGCCAGCCAGAGGGAGCGGAGCUGCUGCGACUCCUGACCGCCGUCAACCGGAAGGUGGCCUACGAAUACCAGUCGAACACAAAGAACGAGGCCCUCAACCAAAUGAAGGAAAUGCCCAACUUCAUGUCCACCCUGACCAAGACCUUCUACUUGCGUGUGAAGCCCAAGACCUAAUGCAUGUGAGUGAGUCAGUGAGGGACACCACAAUCACGAUACAAUCACAACUCUUUCCCCUAAUCGUAAUGAUAUUUGCUAUUUGUUUAUAAAAUAAAAGUCUACGCCCGUGUGCGUCUAUCGACGGCA
This is a messenger RNA of Drosophila bipectinata, 1091 nucleotides long. It is a transcript of the gene Decay, whose product is annotated as Death executioner caspase related to Apopain/Yama. Gene Ontology annotation, biological process: proteolysis. Gene Ontology annotation, molecular function: cysteine-type endopeptidase activity. Lineage: Eukaryota; Metazoa; Arthropoda; Insecta; Diptera; Drosophilidae. The record is from RefSeq and is a predicted model, not a curated record.